This is a messenger RNA of Aspergillus clavatus NRRL 1, 2196 nucleotides long. RefSeq names its product universal stress protein family domain protein. Lineage: Eukaryota; Fungi; Ascomycota; Eurotiomycetes; Eurotiales; Aspergillaceae. The record is from RefSeq and is a predicted model, not a curated record. The transcript is spliced from 4 exons. The coding region runs from base 1 to 2196 and encodes 731 amino acids.
AUGGCAUACAGUACUAGUGCAUACUACACCAAGAAACGGGCCAGGUCAUCGCUGGCAACUGCAUUGGAGGAAGAGCGUCUGGAAUGGGUCGACGAGUCUCAAGAACGGCGUCACGAAUCCGGCCCGUCGUCUAACCGGAGGAACACAACCCAGGCGGCCCCAGUGCGGAGCCUACUAGAUAUCGCUCCAUCCCCAGGCGUGGCCCAUCCACGCCAUGGCUCCAUCGCCGGUAUUGGUGUGGGUGUGACUUCUCCCUCUAACAAUCGAUACAGCUGGCAGGGUCCUGUCUCUUCAUCUUCCAGUUCUAUCCCACCUCUGCGUACGGCUACGCCACCAGCAACAGCAACGGCUUCGUCAUCUGUAUCCUUGAAAACAUUUCCUGGUGAUUUAUACGGCCCGCCGCCUGCCCGCAGGUCGUCGGACAACUCGGAUCACAUUUCCAUUGGGAAGAAAAGACUCGUAGACCAAAAUAGAGCUGAUGAGAAGCUAUCGGGCGACAUGGCGUUCGGCGCUGUCUUACCGCGGCGUACCAUCCAAAUCCAGUUGCCGGAAAAGCCACCGAGAGAGCAUAGAGAGUCGAACAAUAAUAAGCCGACGCAGAGCAAGAGCGCCAUGGCUGCGAUGAUGUCAGGACUCGACCUGAAAGUCGGCCUCCCGAGCUUCGCCAGGGGCAGAGCGCCCGGGCGGCAAAGUUCGACGCGGGGGACCUCACUCGACUCCCGGUUAGCCCCGCGAAAAGGGCGCUCCGGAUCGCCCAAGAAUCGCUGGCUCAGCACCAAUCCGCCGAAUCUUUCGUCGUCGAAACCUGGAAAGUCCCCCGUGCCGGACAAAGGUAAAUCAUCCGCCAUGAAUAACGCCCACACCAACCUCUCCGACCCCGACCUGCACAAGUCGGUCGGCAGUAGUACCGGUGGCGUAACCUCCCCUGUCGUGCCCGCUGAAUCUCCCGAUGCUGAAGAAAAGCCGGUUGCGCCCACUGGCGACGAGCGCCUGGCCAAAGAUUUAUAUGACAGCGAGAACAACCCCAUGGAGAGCAGUGAAGACGAGCCCGAUGAGCCCUCCUCCUCCUCCUCCUCCUCCAGUGAUGAUGAUGGCGAUGCGGAGCCCGAGCGUGGCCGAAAGAAGCCUGCCAAUGUCACGCCCUCAAUGUUGAGCGGUCCAUUAGCUGUCCUUCAGCAGCUGGACGGAGCUGCUGGUGAGCGUAUGUCGGAUGAAUACGAUGAUUCGAUUGACCACAAAGUGAAAUCAAAAUCCCUCGCUGCGGGACAUUCUGCGAAACAUGGCCCACCUACUCUUGAUGUGCAACCGCGUGCGAGCCUUGAGGCUGGCUCCGCCCUCACUACCCCAUUUGGCUCGGAUGACGAGGCGGAAUUGUCCGACAUCAAACGCGCCCAGAAGCUCAGUAUCCAAAUGUCCUCCAUUGACAAUUCUGUCCACAACAGAUCGAUCAGGACCAUUAUUCGUGGCGACUACCCCCAUCUGCAGGAGGGCCGUCGUCGACAGCGCCGAUAUCUCGUCGCCACCGACCUCAGCGAAGAAUCCGUCUAUGCCCUGGAGUGGACGAUUGGGACCAUCCUGCGCGAUGGUGACACCAUGUUUGCUGUCUGUGCAGUCAAUGAGGAGAUGGGGAUGCCUGCUGCACCGUCGGUACAGAUCGGAGAGGGCGCCCAAGCAAUGCAGGACGCUGCCGCCGUAGUUGGGUCCCAAACAGAAGAAACGGUCCACAAAUCGCAAAACGAAACUGCGGGCAGUAAUAUCUCACGCGCCUUCCUGAGCCGUCUGGGUGGAACGGACAGCAGGCCCGGCUCCGUUGAUGCGCGUGGCGUCUCUAGAGCUGAAGUGGAGAGAAAUCGGGCUGUAGAAGUGAUCUCGCAGACUUGUGUUCGUCUGCUGAGAAAGACGCUGCUGCAGGUCCGCGUCGCCGUCGAGGUGAUCCACUGCAAAAGCCCGAAACACAUGAUUACAGAAGCUAUUGACGGUCUUGAACCAACCCUCGUUAUUGUGGGAGCCAGAGGGCGAAGCGCGUUGAAAGGUGUACUCCUCGGGUCUUUCUCCAACUAUCUUGUCAUGAGCUCAUCUGUCCCCGUCAUGGUCGCACGAAAGAAGCUUCGAAAGACCACCAAGAAGAAGGCGAAUGUGCGCCUCUCCAACAACCUUGCAACACCCAAGAAGCUUGCACUGGCCAAGAUUGACUAG